AUGCAAUCGAUAAAGUCUCUCAACGUAUCUAUAGCACGUACUUUUCCGGCUAUCUUGCAUUUUCAUCACGGGCGGAUCAUCAUGCCAUUUGCGCAGCUAGUGAUAGGGCCUCCCGGCGCGGGAAAGUCGACAUAUUGCAAUGGCAUGCAUCAGUUCCUUGGGGCAAUUGGGCGCAAAUGUUCGAUCGUGAAUCUGGACCCCGCAAAUGAUAAAACGUCAUACCCAUGUGCGCUGGAUGUUCGCGACCUGGUUACGCUCGAGGAAGUAAUGAGUGAAAACAACCUGGGUCCUAAUGGCGGUAUACUGUAUGCACUAGAAGAACUUGAGGAGAACUUUGACUGGUUGGAGGAGGGCAUGAAGGAACUUGGAGAUGACUAUGUUCUAUUUGACUGUCCAGGUCAGGUCGAGAUAUUUACGCAUCACUCUUCCUUACGAAAUAUUUUCUUCAAGCUCCAAAAGAUGGGAUAUAGAUUAAUUGUAAUACAUCUAAUUGAUUCAUACAACCUCACUCUACCUUCUAUGUACAUAUCCGCCCUCAUCCUCUCCCUCCGCGCCAUGCUCCAGAUGGACCUUCCCCACCUCAACGUCCUCACCAAGAUCGACAAUCUCUCGAACUACGCUCCGCUCCCUUUUAAUCUAGACUAUUACACGGAAGUCCAAGACCUUUCGUAUCUGCUGCCGCACCUGGAAGCGGAAUCAUCUCGACUUUCGCAUGAUAAGUUCGGGGCCCUCAAUCAGGCCAUUAUAGACCUCGUUGAAGAUUUCGGACUCGUUGCAUUCGAAACGCUAGCUGUCGAAGACAAGAAGAGCAUGAUGAGUCUGUUACAUGUUAUUGACCGUGCAAGCGGGUAUGUGUUCGGACCUGCUGAAGGUGCAAACGACACCGUCUGGCAAGUUGCCGUCCGGGAUGGCCUAGGAACGAUGGAUGUUCGAGAUGUACAGGAACGCUGGCUAGAUGCCAAAGAUGAGCAUGAUGAACAGGAAAGGCAACAGUUGGAAGCAGAGGCCAAAGCACGAGAUGAAGAGGCUGGUGCUACCAAACCCAGUGCUGGCUACGAGGACGACGACGAGUACGACGAUCUUGGCAGGGGAUUCAUACCAGACAGCGGGGUGAAAGUUGUACGAAAGUCAUGA
Aspergillus nomiae NRRL 13137 is the source of this 1134-nucleotide messenger RNA. Its product is annotated as GTPase GPN2. The transcript is spliced from 3 exons. Gene Ontology annotation, cellular component: cytoplasm. The record is from RefSeq and is a predicted model, not a curated record. Gene Ontology annotation, molecular function: GTPase activity. NCBI's taxonomy places the organism in Eukaryota, Fungi, Ascomycota, Eurotiomycetes, Eurotiales, Aspergillaceae. The coding region runs from base 1 to 1134 and encodes 377 amino acids.